AUGGAGCCGCGGAGGAAGAGGCGGGGGCUGCAACGAGCAGCCAGGAAGAGACGGAGACCCAGGGAGGCAGCCCCCGGAGUCUGCACCAUGAGCGCCUCGGACCCCCGCAGUGGGGACUUCUCGGCCCCAGCGGAUGCUGGACAAAAUGUGACAGAAGUGGAUGCCUUAAUUAAAAGUGACUUACUUGAUCCAGAAGAAAGGUACAAAAUGGAUCACAAGAGGAGAGGCAUAGCUUUGAUCUUCAAUCACGAGCGAUUCUUCUGGCACUUGACUUUGCCAGAAAGGCGUGGCACCAGGGCGGACAGAGAGAACCUUAAACUAAGGCUUUCAAAACUGGGAUUUGAAGUGAAUUGCUUUGAUGAUCUUAAAGCUGAAGACCUGCUAAUGACCAUUCAUAAGGUGUCCGCCUCUAGCCACAUGGAUGCUGACUGCUUCUUGUGUGUGUUCCUGACUCAUGGUGAAGGAAAUCACAUCUAUGCCUACGAUGCCAAAAUUGAUAUUCAGAAGCUGACCGCCAUGUUUAAAGGAGACAGAUGUCAGAGCUUGGUUGGGAAGCCUAAGAUAUUCAUCAUUCAGGCGUGUCGGGGAGACCAGCAUGAUGUACCAGUCAAGCCGUUAGAUGUGGUUGAUCAUCAGACUGACGAGGCGGAUGUCAAUGAAACAGAAAUAGAUGCUGCAUCCAUUUACACUCUCCCUGCCGGAGCCGACUUCCUCAUGUGCUACUCUGUUGCAGAAGGUUAUUAUUCUCACCGUGAAACAGUGAAUGGCUCCUGGUACAUUCAAGACUUGUGCGAGAUGCUGGGAAGAUACGGCUCCUCCCUAGAGUUUACAGAACUUCUCACGCUGGUGAACAGGAAGGUUUCUCAACGCCGAGUGGAUUUCUGCAAGGACCCAGAAGCCAUUGGGAAAAAGCAGGUUCCAUGUUUUGCCUCCAUGCUGACCAAAAAGCUUUUUCUCCUUCCAAAGUCUAUCUAAUGUCGGGUGGCCUCAUGUUUUGGAGGUACGAUCUCCUCCCCACUUUUUUUUUUGUACAAUUAACAUCUUGGGAUCCAGUGCCUUUAAACUUUUUUAAUCAGAUGCCCAUUCUGGGACAGAACCUCACUGCUCAGCGGCAGAGUUUUCAGUGGGGAUCUGUAACAGUUUUACCCAAAAAUGGUACUUCCAUUAAUGUUCAUUUUUAGAGCUUUGGUUCUAUUUGCUAAUUAGUGUGUUGACAGCCUUCUCAGGGAAUAUCAGGGAAUCACCUUCCAAAGAGUUUGUGAAUAAUUGAUACAUUCUAUCAAUCGGUAGCUAUCCAAAUUAGCAGGUGGUUCUAAUUUGUACUUGUGAUAUCUUUGUUUCUUGACUAAAGUCUGUUUUCUAAUAUUCAUUCAUAGAUUUUUUAGAUCCUUGAGUGAAAAAUAAAAACCAGCAAGUCAUUUUCCACUAACAUUUCAAUUUAAAGGGAACACUUUUAUCUUCUCUGGGACUUUUUGUAUGUUUUAUAUAAGACAUUUAAAAAAAACAAACAUUCUAGUUCAAAUCUAGCCUCAGAUACAUAACACUAGCUGUGUGACCCUGGGCAAGUCACUUAACCCCACUGCCUGGCCUCCCCCCCUGCCAAAAAACCCCACAUUCUUAUUUAAAUCUCCAUGGUGUCUCAUAAAUGUAUAAUAACCACCAACACCCCUAUCUCUCUCCCCCCUCCCCAGCUUAUAUACAUACUUUCCAAUAAGUGGAAACUUGCCUUGUCCAGACUUAAAGCUUGUGCCCACAACCCAUCAGAUGGCAUUAUCAUUCUGCCUUCCUUUUUGCCCCUCUCCCUGCCAAACCCCUUGGCUGCCCAACAUUCUACUGCUGAGACUGCUAGGGGGACUCCAUCUCCAGCCAAGACCUUUUUAUUUUAUGACAUCAUUCCUAUGGUACCCACUUCCUGCUUUCAUGUUGUUUCAUCUGUGAUCCUAUUUGAGUGUAACGAAUUUGUAAUUAUAUAGACAAGGUUUGUCUAUAAGUAAGUUCUAUUCUCAGAUUCUAAAUUGUCAAUUAAUCAUUGACAGAUUAAAUAUGACCUAUCUUGCAGAAGACUUUCAUCAUUCUAACUCCCCUCCCCAGACUUUCAUAGUUGAUGUGCUGCAAAUUUUAAAUGAAUCUUUGAAAUUUUAGUGUUGCAAAUUGGUAAAUUUUUAAGAUUCCUUUUCCCUUAGGAUUUUCUUAAAAUUAGACCUUUUAAAAAAUUUCUUUAGAUAAAUCACUAUUUAGUGAUUUAGUAAUUUAGUGAUCACUUCUUUAGGUGGCCAUGCUAAUACUGGUUUCAUUCAUAGAUUAUCAAGUUAAUGAAUAUAUAUAUAUAUAGAUAUAGAUAUAUAUAUCUAUAUAUAGAUAUAGAUAUAUGUAUAUUUUUCAAGGGCUCUGAACCUUAAAGUGCUAUGCAAAACCAGCAACCUUAUUGCCAGAGGCUGAAGAUGAUUCAUUUUGGUUUCUUAUAAUGUAGUUAAAUAUUUAAGCAGUAAUUUUCAUUAUUAUUCCAAUUGGUUAUUUCCUGGGAUAGGCUCUCCCAGAUGGCAUUUAGGCACAUACCUAAUGGUCAGUGAGAUUCUUGUCCUCCCUCUAGACCCAGUGGUUGGUGAGAUUUGCUGGGUGGUUACCGGCAGCCAAAAUGUUUCUGCCCCUCUCUUAAUCUUAACUCCCCACCUCCUCUUCUCCCCCUCUCCAUUGACCCUGUCCCAAAGAGGCAACACCACAGAAUGUUCUACUUGGUGUACAGACUGUGAACAAUUUCCUGGGCUUUUGGGCAGAUGUUAUACAAUUCUGAUUGUCUCAGAGAAAUUAAAUGCUUUAACCACAGUACUGUCAUCCUAUCUUAAAUGUGAUUAUUUUAAUAAUUUUUUAUAGUAAUGUACCCUAAGCUCAGUUGCUAUAAUAAGGACUGAGCUUUGGAAACAAUAUGGAUGGACUAAAUUUUGUUUACAUUUAUUACAUUGUUUUGAUAAUAAUUCGGUGCUUUUGUAAUAAAAAAUUAUAUAAUUGCA
Messenger RNA from Phascolarctos cinereus (koala), 3008 nucleotides. It is a transcript of the gene CASP6, whose product is annotated as caspase 6. The record is from RefSeq and is a predicted model, not a curated record. Gene Ontology annotation, molecular function: cysteine-type endopeptidase activity. Gene Ontology annotation, cellular component: cytoplasm. NCBI's taxonomy places the organism in Eukaryota, Metazoa, Chordata, Mammalia, Diprotodontia, Phascolarctidae. Gene Ontology annotation, biological process: proteolysis; apoptotic process; positive regulation of neuron apoptotic process.